This is a messenger RNA of Diplodia corticola, 1320 nucleotides long. Its product is annotated as meiotically up-regulated protein. The transcript has a single exon. The coding region runs from base 1 to 1320 and encodes 439 amino acids. NCBI's taxonomy places the organism in Eukaryota, Fungi, Ascomycota, Dothideomycetes, Botryosphaeriales, Botryosphaeriaceae. The record is from RefSeq and is a predicted model, not a curated record.
AUGGAAUACUACACCAAUCUCUGGAAAGGACACAUCUCUCAUAUACUCUCCGAGAUUGACGAAGACUCGGAACAGUCGGCAAGCCCCAGCGAGCCCCAGUCUCCCGUGACUACUGUGGAAUCACCGGAUGAGGGAGACCGCAUCACGGAGCAUGAAAGCGUCACCACGGGAAACACCAUCUUCAACGUUGAAACCCUGAUACAGACGAACUAUUACUUCAUGUCAACACCACCCUCGAGCUCCCAACACCAACGCAUAGGCGAAGCGUCCAACACCAACUCGAACCCUUCAGCAGGAGACCGUCCCGUCACACCCAGCCAAGUCGAGCGCCAUGUGCAGCAUGUAUCACGCACGGCCCCUCCGGGAACCAGGCGACAUAAUCCCCCGCCAUCCAGAGGGCAGAGAUUCGGCGCCCACAAGCUCUCUGCCGCCGAGCGCCCCCGCAUCCAAGCGAGCCGCUCAGCGCCAAGCAGCGCGCCGACCCGCAUGCCGGCCGCGACAGUCCCACGCGCGCCGCCGUCACCGACUUCUCCGUCCCCAAGCCAGGCGGCUGCAGCGCGGGGCCUUUCCCGACCAAAGGCGAGCCGCGCGGCCGAGAAAUCGAGCGACCAAGCGGCGGCGAUGAUGAUGGAGAAUGAGGAGGAGGUUCAGGAGGCCAUGGGCCGCCUUGCCAUCACCAGCGACGACGAUGACGACGACGACGACGACGACGACGACGACGACGACGACGCUACGCCACCGGACGGCUGCGAGUUCCACGUCAAGGAUGCUGGCCUGAAGAGCCCGUUCGACGUGCUGGCUCGGCGCUCCGUCGACAAGCUUGAAAAGAGCCUGCGCGAGAAGAUGGGCACAAUGCUGAGCGAGAAGGACGGUGUCAGCCACAUCUACAUCUUUCAGUCGACCGAGCUCCCCAACCUCGUCAAAAUCGGGCGGGCGGACAACCCGGAGACACGCCUCUCGGACAUACGGGGUGCGUGUAAGUUACCGAGCCUGCAGAAACGAUACGUCGAGGAGUACGUGCCGUGGGCCAAGCGCGUGGAAAAGCUGGUCCUGGCCCACCUGGAUGAGCUCAAAGAACUUUGGACGUGUAAAAAUGGACAUUCCGGACAUCGGGAGUGGUUUCGGUGCAGUCCUGAAUUUGCGCAGAAGGUUAUUCAGGCUUGGGCAGGAUGGAUCAGGCGGCAGCCGUACGCGCAUCGACUUCUGCAGAGCCCUUGGCCCGAGAAGAUAGAAUGCUUGCGGGGAAAUGCAGAGCUGAAAGAGGAAGAGACGUUCAAAGAAGUUUUCAGGCGACAUCGGCAGUGGAUGCAGCAGCCUUAG